Oncorhynchus kisutch (coho salmon) is the source of this 6841-nucleotide messenger RNA. RefSeq names its product kelch-like protein 8. Gene Ontology annotation, molecular function: protein binding. The record is from RefSeq and is a predicted model, not a curated record. Lineage: Eukaryota; Metazoa; Chordata; Actinopteri; Salmoniformes; Salmonidae. The transcript is spliced from 10 exons. The coding region runs from base 138 to 1991 and encodes 617 amino acids.
AGCCUCUGUCUGGGUGGAAAGUUCACUUUUGAAAGUGCCAUGCUUAAAUUCAUUAGGAUGUCUACGAUGUAAUUAUUUAAAAACAAGACACUCUAGUUUGACACUGAGAAAUAUGGUUUGGCUCCCUGUAGACGGUGAUGGCCCCAGGUGAUAUGGUGCCGGAACAUGCCAAGCAGCAUAAGCUCAAGCAGGAGAAGGAGAAGCUUCAGAGCACGACCAGGCCUGAUGGAGACUCUGAGCCAGAUGGAUCUUUUGUCUUUGAGGCCCACGAGGCAUGGAAGGACUUCCACAACUCUUUGCGGCAGUUCUACGAAGUGGGGGAGCUCUGUGAUGUUACACUGAAGGUGGGAAGCAGGCUGAUACCAUGCCACAAGCUGGUGCUGGCCUGUGUCAUCCCUUACUUCAGGGCCAUGUUCUUGUCUGAGAUGUCAGAGACCAAACAGGACCUGAUAGAGAUCAAGGACUUUGACGGAGAUGCCAUCCACGACCUGGUGUGUUUUGCCUACUCCUCCCGCCUGACCCUGACAGUGGACAACGUGCAGCCUCUUCUCUAUGCAGCCUGUAUUCUGCAGGUGGAGCUGGUCGCCAGGGCCUGCUGUGAGUACAUGAAGGCACACUUCCACCCCUCCAACUGUCUGGCUGUCCGCACCUUUGCCGAGAGCCACAACCGCGUCGACCUGAUGGACAUGGCGGACCGUUAUGCUUGCGAGCACUUCCGGGAGGUGGUGAACUGUGAGGACUUCCUGUGCGUGUCGCCUCAGCACCUGAGAACCCUGCUGUCCUCCAGCGAACUGAACAUCCACUCUGAGACACAGGUUUACAUUGCUGCUGUCAAGUGGCUGAAGGCCAACCCCCAGCACCAUGAGGCCUGGCUGGACCAGAUCAUGACUCAGGUGCGCCUCCCCCUGCUCCCAGUAGACUUCCUGACAGGCACGGUGGCCAAGGAGGAGAUGAUCAAAAGAAAUCUGAGCUGCCGGGAUCUGCUGGAUGAGGCCAGGAACUAUCACCUGCACCUCAGCAACAAGAUGGUGCCUGACUUUGAGUACUCAGUCCGCACCACACCUAGGAAACAUACUGCAGGUGUAUUGUUCUGUGUUGGUGGCCGGGGAGGUUCUGGUGACCCGUUCCGCAGCAUCGAGUGUUACUCCAUCAGCAAGAACAGUUGGUUCUUCGGGCCUGAGAUGAACAGCAGGAGACGCCAUGUUGGAGUAAUUUCUGUAGGAGGUAAAGUGUAUGCAGUAGGGGGCCAUGAUGGUAGUGAACACCUGGGCAACAUGGAGAUGUUUGAUCCUCUCACCAACAAGUGGAUGAUGAAAGCUUCCAUGAACACUAAAAGGAGAGGCAUAGCUCUGGCAGCUCUGGAAGGUCCUAUCUACGCCAUCGGUGGUCUCGAUGACAACUCCUGUUUCAACGAUGUAGAGAGAUAUGACAUCGAGAGCGACCACUGGAGUGCUGUGGCACCCAUGAACACGCCCAGAGGUGGAGUGGGCUCUGUGGCCUUAGGGAAUCACGUGUAUGCUGUGGGCGGUAACGACGGUGUGGCCUCUCUAUCCAGUGUGGAGAGGUUUGACCCACAUCUCAACAAGUGGACAGAGGUCAGGGAGAUGGGCCAGAGACGGGCAGGGAACGGAGUCGGCGAGCUGAACGGGUGUCUCUAUGUAGUGGGUGGUUUUGAUGACAACUCCCCGCUGAGUUCUGUGGAGCGUUUUGACCCCCGUCUGAGUCGCUGGGACUACAUCUCUGAGCUGACCACGCCCCGGGGCGGAGUGGGUGUGGCCACGGUUAUGGGUUGCGUGUUUGCGGUCGGAGGUCACAACGGGAACAUCUACCUCAACACAGUGGAAGCCUUUGACCCCCGUAUGAACAGGUGGCAGCUGGUGGGGUCGGUGUCUCACUGUCGGGCCGGCGCAGGAGUGGCUGUCUGCUCCUCUCACAUCAGCCAGAUCAGAGACGUGGGCCAGGGCUCCAGCAACGUGGUGGACUGCAUGUGAUCCCUGAGCUGACCACACUGACCAAAUUCACGAGCAGACCAACCCAACCCAAGCACUCAACCACACUGUCACUGAGCAGGAGCACUAGUGGUUGUUCCUUUAAGCACUGACUGAAGGGUUCUCCCCAAAGAUUGUAAGAGGAGCGCUGCACCACCUUGUGAACUAGCUGCGCCACUUUGAGAAAUAAAAUACUUAACAAAUAAAGUUAUCAUAUACCGCAACUGUUUUUGCUCUAGAUUGCAGGAAAUGGCACUUAUAGGGGUUCAAAAACCUUUAUCAAGUGAAAAUGGCUGAUAGUUGAGCUUUAGACAUCAUAUUAAACAGGCCUUGAAUAUCAACUUGUAUUUUAAGAGCAACAAGUUAGUACUUACAAUGCAUUCGGAAAGUAUUCAGACCCCUUGACUUUUUCCACAUUUUGUUACAUUACAGCCUUAUUCUAAAAUUGACUAAAUAGUUUCCCCCCCUCAUCAAGCUACACACCAUACCCCAUAAUGACAAAGCAAACCAUUUUUGAAAAUAUCACAUUUACAUAAGUAUUCAGACCCUUUGCUCAGUACUUUAUUGAAGCAUCUUUGGCAGCGAUUACAGCAUUGAGUCUUCUUGGGUAUCUUCUUGGCACACCUGUAUUUGGGGAGUUUCUCCCAUUCUUCUCUGCAGAUACUCUCAAGCUCUAUCAGGUUGGAUGGGGAUCGUCACUGCACAGCUAUUUUCAAGUCUCCAGAGAUGAUCAGGUUGAAGUCCGGGCUCUGGCUGGGCCUCUCAAGGACAUUCAGAGACUUGACCGUAACCACUCCUUCACUGUCUUGGCUGUGUGCUUAGGGUCAUUGUCCUGUUGGAAGGUGAACCUUCGCCUCAGUCUGAAGUCCUGAGCACUCUGGAGCAGGUUUUCAUCAAGGAUCUCUGUACUUUUCUCUGUUCAUCUUUCCCUCGAUCCUGACUAGUCUCCCAGUCCCUGCCGCUGAUGGUGCCAGGUUUCCUCCAGAUGUGACGCUUGGCAUGCUGGUCAAAGAGUUCAAUCUUGCUUUCAUCAGACCCGAGAAUCUUGCUUCCAUCUGGCCACUCUACUGUAAAGGCCUGAUUUGGUAGAGUGCAGCACAGAUGGGAGAACCUUCCAGAAGGAUAACCAUCUCCACAGAGGGACUCUGGAGCACUGUCAGAGUAACCAUCGUGUACUUGGUCACCUCCCUAACCAAGGCCAUUCUCCCCCGAUUGCUCAGUUUGGCCGGGCGGUCAGCUCUAGGAAGAGUCUUGGUGGUUCCAAGCUUCUUCGAUUUUUAGGAAAGAAUGGCCACUGUUCUUGGGGACCUUCAAUGCUGCAGAAUGGUUUUGGUACCCUUCCCCUAGUCCUUGCCACGGACAAUUCCUUCGACUUCAUGGCUUGGUUUUCGCUCUGACUUGCACUGUCAAUUGUGUGACCUUAUAUAGACCGGUGUGUGCCUUUAUCAAAUCAAUUGAAUUUACCAUAGGUGGACUCCAAUCAAGUUGUAGAAACAUCUCAAGGAUGAUCAAUGGAAACAGGAUGCACCUGAGCUCAAUUUCGAGUCUCAUAGCAAAGGGUCUGAAUACUUGUGUAAAUAAGGUAUUUUUGUUUUUAUUAAAUUUCUUAACCUGUUUUCGCUUUGUCAUUAUGGGGUAUUGUGUGUAGAUUGAGGUAAUCAAUUCAUUUCAUACAUUUUACAAUAUGGCUACAACUUAACAAAAUGUGGAAAAGUCAAGACCUCAAUUUCACAUUCAUCACUGUCUAGUAGAUAAACGGAGCUCUUCAUAGGUUCCCAGCAGUCUCAUAUAAAACAGAGGGAGUGGAUUGUGACGCUGUUUAGUAAAGACUCAGUAAACAACCGUGUUUAGGAUAGAAAUCAGUUGACAUUCUUUUGAUUCCAGUUAAACCACAGAGACUAUGCUUUUAUUUUUAGUUAUUUUAUUUCGGGGCUUUCGAUCAGUGCCAUCUGCAUAGGCUCAGUGAUGCUAAAACCUCUUCAGUGUUAGCAUUAGCUAGCUGUAGCCUUUUUGCGUUGAAACAAUCAUUCCUGACAGACUGAGUCUCAUUGGGAUGUAUAAAACUAUGGAAGUCUUUUGCAGAGUUAGAUUAACUUGUGCUGCAAUAAAAUAGGUUUUUGAAAUGGCUGAGGGACUAGAGCUACCUGUACAGACAGUCUGGGGUCUUAGCAGAGUGCUACCCCUACUCUCUCUGUUCUUCUCGAUGAUAGCUGGGCUGUCAGUAAACAAUUGUGCUUUCAGACAUGUGAAGAUUAAUCUUCUAUCUGCCAAAUGGUUAAUAUAUAUUUUAAUAUAUGGAGUUGUGUAUUACGAAACCUGUGUAUCUUUUGUGUUAUUUACCAGGUAUCUUUAAUUUAUUGUUGUGCACUACUUUCCUGUAAUAGUCAGGGGUUUGAACAUACAGUAUUUUGUCCUAUGGUAAUUUUGAUGCUAUUUUCAAAAUGUUUUGACAGUGUCUGCUCUUUUUUGAGGCGUUGCGUUUGAAGCUUUUUCCUCACCCUUAUUUUCUUGUAUAUCCUCCUGGUUAAAGCAUUUCAGGUAAUUCUGGAUUUUAUUGUAAAACUGCUGUUGGUCAAAACAUUGACUGAAGAUUUAGAUUUUUAAAGCAAAAAUGUUUGAAGAGAUGAAGUAUACAAAACAUUAAGAACACCUGAUCUUUCCAUGGUAGACUGACCAGGUUUAUCUAGGUGAAAGCUAUGAACCCGUAUUGAUGUCACUUGUUAAAUCCACUUCAAUCAGUGUAGAGAUUAAGGAUUUUUAAGUCUUGAGACAUGGAUUGUGUAUGUGUGCCAUUCAGAGGGUAAAUGGGCAAGACAAAAGAUUUGUGCCUUUGAACGGGGUUUGGUAGUAUGGGGCCAGGCGCAACGGUUUGUGUCAAGAACUGCAAAGCUGCUAAGUUUUCCAUGUGUGUAUCAAUAUUGGUCCACCACCCAAAAGGAUAUCCAACGAAUUUGACACAACUGUGGGAAGCAUUGGUCAACAUGGGCCAUCAUCCCUGUGGAAUGCUUUCGACACUUUGUAAAGUCUAUGCCCCCGUGAAUUGAGACUGUUCUGAGGGCAAAAGGGGGGGGCUGCAACACAAUAUUAGGAAGGUGUUCCUAAUGUUUGGUGUAUUUGCUCUUGUACCCUCCAUUAAGGGCAUUUUGAAUUGUUGCACCAUUGGUUUGCUAUAUUCUACAAUUCAACUGUAUGCUGCCUCUUAUCAUACAUUACACGAGGGGUGUAUACUGACUUGCCAACCAUAACAUAGAAUGUGAAAGAUCUUGCUUUUUUUAAACAUUUUUUUACUGGUUCAGCUGUACGCUGUCUCAUAAUUUCCUCCCCUUUUUUUACAGCUUGAAUCUUAAUUUACUGUUAAUUUAGUUGGUAUUACUAUAAUAAAGCUGUCAAUGUAUAGAUUUUAAUAAUUUAUUGCACAUUUAUUGAGAAUGAAAUACAGAAAUGUCUAAUUUAUGUAAGUCAAUUACAUGUUAUGAAUUUGAAAGAUGCAUUUGUCUCCCAGUGUUGUUGGAAAGCACACUGAAGCAGGUUUUUCUCUAGGAUUUUCCUGUGCUUAGCUCAAGCAUACCCAUUACAUGAGCAAGCCACUACCAUGCUUGAAAAUUAAGUGGUACUCAGUGAUGUGUUGUAUUGGAUUUGCACCAAACAUUACUCUCAGGACGUUUUUAAAAAAUGCCAAGUUUUUUUGCAGUUUUUUUACUUUUAUUAAGCGAUUAAAACAGUCAGAGUUGAAUGGCUUUAGUCUCCAUUGGCCUCUUGGUGAAAUACCUGAGUGGUUUCCUUCCUAUCCAGCAACUGAGUUAGGAAGGACGAAUGUAUGUUUUUAAAAAUACAUUAUAAGGACCCAUACACUGAGAAGACAUUAUCUGUUUUAUAGGCUUACUGCAAGUAGGCUAAACACAGACAAGACAGAAAGAUAAAUGCGGUAAGAGACCCACUAAAGCAGCACCGCCCCCUUAAGAUUUUGAGCCUGUCUUGCAGGGUUGGUCUUACAAAUCCAAAGCCCCUGGAUUGGUGAGCAUAAUAUACAAGGAAUUUCUCAGAGCUGCUAAUGAGAACAUUGAUGACCUUGCACCUAGCGGUGGGAAUUCCGGUGAGGUGCCCACACCCAGGUAGUGACAGUGCUGGCAACACUAGCUACAGUAACCCAUGGGGCAGGGGUCAUACAGUCAGAGAGGGGGCAAAUUAUUGUGGCCCUGAUAGCACAAAAUAAUCAAAGAACUGCACAGAAAUGCUUGGGGAAAUGGUCACAUCGGGAGACGUGUAUGGUGUGUAUCAGAUCUCCAUCAGCUAGGACUUGACAUUGGUUAAUGAAAUAUCCCCAUUAUUGCAAAAUCUUGAAUGACUCUCAAACUGCUACAACUGUAAAUGCAUUCGCACAUCAAGUCCUUUCUUGAAUUGGACUCAGGAAUGGAACAACUUGAACAUCUGAGCUUGUGGUUGUUUAUGGGGAAGGGUGGGGAGUGUGUGUAUUCCACAUCUGUUGCUGUGGAGUAAUGAUGUUAAGGACAAAAUAGGAUGAAUCACAAUAACUGUUUGCCAAAAUAAUUGCUUGCCAAAAAUGUAAUUGUUGUAAUGGCAAUCCUGGUUACAGGUAACAAUCCUUAGCAUGAACUGCCUACAUUAUUAUGCAUAUUUUUUUAUUGUGGAAAUAAAUGAAGAUAUGCAUUAUUUGUAUCUUAUAACUGUAUAUAAUAUAAUCGAGGUGAGGGCGUUGGCAAGGAUUUUGGUGGUUGAUCUGCUACUGUUCUGUGGGUGGAAUUGUGUGCUUUUUUCAAAUGAUGGGUCCCAAUCUUUCAAAGGCCCUAGGAUCCAGGCACCUCAUUUAUAAAAAUAAAAAAAUCUUACAUUUA